UUGCAGAUCAGUUUUCAACGAGCAUCGAUUCGAAUACGACAAUUCGAAAUUGAAUUACGAAAAAUCGGAAGCAUGAAGCUUUUUAUAUCAUUCACAAUUGCCCUGGUGGCCUUGGCAGCCCCCUCUCAGGCAUUUUUCGACAUUUUUGGACCUUCCAAGGAAAGUGAUUAUGGCAAAAGCUAUAGCACCAGCUCAUCAUCGGGCUAUAACUAUAAUCGCCCCGUAUGGACGGGUUAUAGCAACAAUAAUGGCUGGGGUCAACAAACCUAUGGCUCGGGAUACAAUGGUGGCAAUUCUCAAAUUGUAAAAAUUAUCAAGGUAAUUGAGCAACCCUCCACAAACUAUCAAACAAGAUAUGCCACAAGUGGGGCAGCUUCAGCUUCGACAGCAACUGCUUCGGCGGGAGUUGCAACAUCAGCGUCAUCAUACGGUUGGACACCAAUUUCGGCACCAGCGGCCGUACCAGCCCCGGCUCCAGUCCCAGUGCCUGCCCCAGCACCAGUCACAAAUACCAAACAAAUUCUGGUUACCGUAGCACGUAGUCAAGCCCAGCCUCAACCACUGCAACAAGAACAACGCUCUUAUGUACAACAAUAUCAAACACCCAUUGUAUAUCCAGCUCCACCUAGGCCAACUCAAGUCCAACCCAUUCAGGUCACAGUUCAAAGACCAAUUUCUUAUCCUGUCCAACAGCCCGUUGUCCAACGGCCAAUCUCUUAUCCCGUACAAACACCCGCCGUUCAACAACCCCAACCAAUUCCCUACAACGUGCAAUCGCCUCCUCCAUCAUACACAACAACCGAACAAGUUCAGGUGCAACCCAUACAAUUGACCAUACAAAAAACCAACUCCUAUGUUACACAGGCAACUUCUGUUCAAACUCCUCCAACAACACAACAACAAGUUCAGACCAUACCAUACACUUGGCAGAGAUCCAUUCAAACUUCGGUACAACAACCUCAACCUCAUGUGCAACCCAUACAAGUUACAGUUCAAAAGCAAAGUGAAACGCAAUAUCAACCUCAAAUCUCAACCUCAUGGCAAUCUUCGGUCCAACAAGCCUCUGUGCCACAACCUCAGGUGCAACCUAUCCAGCUGACUGUACAAAAACAAAGUGAAACCGAAUACCAACCUCAAGUCUCAACAUCAUGGCAAUCUUCUGCCCAACAAGCCUCCGUGCCACAACCUCAAGUACAAUCUAUCCAAGUUACUGUACAAAAAGAAAGCGAAUCUGAUUAUCAAUCUCAAAGCUCUGGAGCUUGGCAAUCGUCUGCUCAAUCAUCAGCCACGGUACAACAGCCUCAAGUCCAGCCCAUUCAUGUUACUGUACAAAAAGAAAGUGAGUCUGAAUACCGCCAAGCUCAACUCCCAACUGCCUGGCAGAGUACUGUUCAAACUUCCGUGCAACAACCUCAAGUUCAACCCAUUCAGGUGACCGUUGAAAAACAAGCUGACACGGAAUAUCAUCAAACUCAAGUUCCAACGGUCACACCAGUCGAACACAACGUUAAAACCGUACAAUUGGUUGUAGAAAAUGCUUCAAACGAUGCCCAUGUGCCUGCCUUGACUUAUGGACCACCCCAGGUUGAUUCAAAUGCUGCUGCCUGGAAUAACGAAUCCUGGAAUGAUAAUAGCCAUUAUGCCGAUACCCACACUUCUGGAUGCUAGACGAGUUUUUUUUUCGAAUAGUUAUAUUUAGCCUAAAGAGAUUCGAUGUAAAUAUGUAUGUACAUAUGUAAAUUUCGAUAACAAGUUAUUUAAUACUUAAAUAAAGUUUAAAUCUGUAUUUAUCAAAUC
Molecule: messenger RNA, 1797 nt
Organism: Musca domestica (house fly)
Lineage: Eukaryota; Metazoa; Arthropoda; Insecta; Diptera; Muscidae
Product: mucin-2
Exons: 1
Coding region: 73-1668 (531 amino acids)
Source: RefSeq, a predicted model, not a curated record